UUCUCACCCCGCUCUAUGGCCGACUCGGCCGCCAUGUUUGGGCCCCCGCUUUUCUGGGCUCGCGUCUCUCCAGGCCUUCCCAGCGUCGCCGCGGCCUGUUCCAGGGCUCCUAGAUCCGGCCAAGGCCUCCCGUUCACCCCGCGCGCCGCCUUGCGGAGGGCCAGCCCCUGGCCAGAGGCUUCGCCUUGGCCCGAACAUUUCCGUUUCAACGGAAUCGUGGGGCUGAGGGUGAGGACAGGGCCGACCCGUGACGGCAUUCCUGGUCCCCGGUACCUCGGGGUUAGGGAAGAAACGCCCGCCGAAGAACUGGAGUUGGGGGUCAGCGCCUUGGAGCCCGAGAGCUGGGGACCCCGAGAGCCGGGACUUCAUUUCCCAGGUGGCCACGCGCGCGACCGGACGUAUGCGCGCCUAUAAGAGGACAUAACGCCCCCCCCCCCCACCCCGCCUCAGCUUUUCGGCUCUAGUGCAGCGGUACGUGGUGGUCGAUAGUGUUGCUGAGAGUCUCUCUGCAUCUUUCAGGAGCCAAGGGAGCAGCGGCUCUGGCGCGGGUUGGCAAGAGACGGGUCUCGGAGACCCCAGUCCCCUUUCGUCUCACUGUGGUUCGGCGAUGAGAAGACAGUCCUUCAGAUGUUAACUGAUUUGCUCAAGGAGCCUCAGAGCCUAAGAACUGGAGUCCAGGCCACUACUCUGUCAGCUUGUCACUGGGUAUAAAGGGCUGCCUGGUCAGAAUGGCUGUGGGAUGGUUUUACCUGUCUGUCCUGGCACUGUGCUCCCUGGGCUCGAUAUGCAUCCUCUCCACCAUCUACUGGAUGCGGUACUGGCACGGUGGCUUCGCCUGGGAUGGCAGCAUCCUCAUGUUCAACUGGCACCCGGUGCUCAUGGUGACAAGCAUGGUGGUGCUCUACAGUGCUGCAUCGCUGGUCUACCGCCUGCCCCAGUCAUGGGUAGGGCCCAGGCUGCCCUGGAAAUCCGGCCACGCAGCCAUGCACCUGCUGGCCUUCCUCCUGACUGUGCUGGGGCUGCACGCAGUCUUUGAAUUUCACAACCACGCAAAGAUCCCCCAUCUCUACUCCCUGCACAGCUGGCUGGGCAUCACCACUGUCUUCCUCUUCGCCUGCCAGUGGUUCCUGGGCUUCUCGGUCUUCCUGCUGCCCUGGGCAUCCAUGUGGCUGCGCAGCCUCCUGAAACCCAUCCACGUCUUCUUUGGAGCCUCCAUUCUCUCUCUCGCCAUUGCAUCUGUUGUUUCUGGCAUUAACGAGAAGCUUUUCUUCAGUCUGAAAAAUGGCACCAAGUCAUACUCCAACUUGCCCAGUGAGGCUGUCUUUGCCAACUGCGCUGGGAUGCUGGUGGUGGUCUUCGGGCUGCUGGUGCUCUAUAUCCUACUGGCUUCAUCUUGGAAACGCCCAGAGCCAGGGAUGCAGGCCGAGAGAGAGGCUCUGUUGCGUGGCGGGGAGUGAAGCAGGAAGGGGCUCCCAGAAGCAGUCGGCCCUGCCAGGUCCCAGGCUCCAUGCUGCUGUGCUUAAGUGACAAGCGGCAGGACACCUGGUGUCCUGACUUCUGGCAGGAGGCAACAAGGCUGACUGUCCACCCCACCCCACGUGGCCAGAUGCUGGCAAGAGGGCUGUGACUGAACUUCCCAAGCGCCUGAGACCCUCCAAAGGCACUGGGAUGCCCGCCAGGCACUCUGGUCACAAGACCAGUUCCCCCUUUUCUCCACGUGGGUAGGCAUUUGACUUAAGAGGCUUGACUUUCAUUAAAUGU
Messenger RNA from Budorcas taxicolor (takin), 1761 nucleotides. RefSeq names its product lysosomal membrane ascorbate-dependent ferrireductase CYB561A3. The record is from RefSeq and is a predicted model, not a curated record. The coding region runs from base 729 to 1457 and encodes 242 amino acids. NCBI's taxonomy places the organism in Eukaryota, Metazoa, Chordata, Mammalia, Artiodactyla, Bovidae. The transcript is spliced from 8 exons. Gene Ontology annotation, cellular component: lysosomal membrane. Gene Ontology annotation, molecular function: oxidoreductase activity.